CCUGUGUGAAACUCAAGAAUAGCAAGCAAAAACCAUGACGUUUGGCGCCAUUGACAUCAAACGUGGCGUGACAUGUCUUGGCAUGGAAGUACAUGCAAAUCUGAAUGAGAUUUGAGAGAUAUGGCAGGAGUCGAAAGGACUAUUUUUACUGUGCUUUUUGUCAUUUUUGGUCACCACUCGCUUUUAUUGUAUGAAAGAGUAUAGCUCAGAUCUUUUCUAACAUCUUUUGCGUUACAUGAGAGGGAAUAAAUGAUGACAGAACCUUCAUUUUCGGUAAACUAUGCCUUUUAAGGCUCUUGUGUUGCUAAAGAUUUCACUUCUGAAAGCACUAUACGUAUUUCAGUCUGUGACUCUUUAAAAAGGGAUUUGAUUUUUACUGCUCUUAAAUAUUGGUGGUUUACAAGAAGCUGUGUAUGAAAGAGUCUUCAUUAAUGAACCUGCUCAUGGAAGAUCUAAAGGCACAGUUUACUCAAAAACCAACAUUGUCAUCAUUCACUCGCGCCCUCAUGUCGUUUCAAACCUGUAUGACUUCCUCUUGUGAAACAUAAAACAAGACAUUUUGAGAAAUACAAUGCAAGUCAAUAACCAAAAAUUUUAUGUCACCAAAAUCCUUAAAAAUAUCUUCUUUUGUGUUCCACAGAGGAAAGUAAGUUUGGAACGAUAUGAGGGUGAGUGAAUGAUGACAGAUUUCUCAUUUUUGCCUUGUGUAUACCGUGCGAUGGAUAAUGUACCAAAUGGCAUUGAUCCAAUAUCAAAGCCCCAUCUGAUUACAGAUAAAAAAAAAAAAAACGAAAUUGAAAAGUUGGGAAAUCAGUUAGAUCAUUGACCGUGCCAAAAAAUUAAGAUUAUUGCUUAUCAUGUGAUAUACUUAACAUAUCCAUUUUGCUAUUGAGAUAAGUGUUCUAAAUGGAUCUUUCAAAAUCUUUAAAAUAUUUCAUUUCUAAAUGAUGUCUUCCCACAUAAACGCUUAAAAAUAUGAAGUAGCUGAUUCUCAUUUUUUUGGCAAUUAUAAUAUAUCUAUACUGUGUCCAGCAGCUAAUUAUGUGACAGGAGUGUAAUGGGACAUGAGUGUGAGUAAAACACAUUUAACAAUUAAAAUAAUACUUUGACUGUAUCUGUAAUUAGACUUUCAUUUAAUACCACUUGUGCCAAUAACUUUGUCAGAAGCCUGUUUUUGCUGCUCGAGGGAAAUACUUUGGACACUGAAAAAAAAAUAAAAAAAAUGUGGGGGCAAAAACAUGCUUGUGCAUGCUGCUUGCCUGUGUGGACCAGGAAGUAUUGUACAGGUAUGGGUAAAAGACUCUGGAAUCACUGCAGUUCCUGUCACUAGCUAAAAUGAUUGGCUACCAUUAGUGACGCAGAAAAGGAUAUAGAAGGAUGGUAUAAAUUGUGGGGAAAAACCACUUUCAUUUGGAGAGCAGCCGAUGCUUGAGGAAAACCGGACAAACCCAGAAUCUCCAGUCAAACUGAACCUGUAUUUGGGCCACAGCAUGACACAACAAGUGGAUAGAAGUUGUUUGCACUAUCAGGUACUUGGAUUGAUGCUAGUGUUAGCCGUCUUCUCUGGACUUGGAGACACUAAAGAGAAGUCAGAGGAUGUGAUCCUAUACAACACAACACACAGUAACGCAGGAAGUAGAGAGGAACCGCGAGUUUUGGCUAUUCAAAGGCCCUGUGGUCCAGAACAUGAGGGAUUCUGUUCCAAGGGUACGUGUUCCUACUCCUCCGACCUGGACACCCCCAUCUGCAGGUGUGACAAAAUGUUCAGCGGUAUGCGCUGUGAACAUGCUAUUUUGGACACCCAUCAAUUGUCCAGUCCUGAAGAAGUCAUUGGAAUUAGCUGUGGUGUAGUUUUAAUACUGGGAAGCAUCAUCGGACUGAUGUACUGCUGUUUAAAGAAAAGGUGUCAGAAGUCAUCACCACCCUACAAGAACUAUGGCUCUGAAAACUCUGUUUAAUUUAUUUGGCCAGAUAUAAUUCAUGCUCUUAAAUAAAGUGCUUUUAGGCCUAAGACAAGAAGGAGGACAAAAUAUCAAGACUGAUUCUACCAGCAAGACAGGCCAGACUUUGGAGUAGAGACACUACACCCUCUAGAGAACGGAGCGAGAAUUGCAAAGAAACACUUUGUGAUCUCCAUAUUCCACAAAGGACACAUUAAUCCAGUGGUUUUCAAUCCAGUUUCUCGGGACCCACUGCUCUGCACAUUUUGCAUGUCUCCCUUAUCUGACACACUAAUUUGAGUUCAUGGAGCUCUUUCCUAAUGAGCUGAUGAUCUGAAUCAGGUGAGUAAAUUAGGGAGAAAUGCAAAAUAUGCUGAGCUUUGGGUCCCCACGAACAAGUUUGAAAACCACUGCAUUAAUCAAUGUAAUUUAUUACAAUAGCAGUCACAAUGGGAAAAUGCAGGUUGUUUAACAUAAUUAUUUUAUAUUAAUUACAAGUUAUAAUAUAACUUGGGCACUGUAAUGUAAAAAUAAUUCACUAACAUUUAAAAACUGCAUGUAGAACUGUCAAUCAGAUUCUUGUUUAUCCAUAAGCAAAUGUCCUGUGCUGCCUCCGUUAUGAAUGUAUUAUGUAAGUGCACAUAGCUAUUUAUUGCACAGCUAUAAACAUGAUGAUACUAAAUGUAAAACCUAAACCGUGCGAAUGUACUUGUAUCAGAUAUUUAUUUAUUGACACAUUUGUAUAAAUUAUGAUCUUUAUGAUCUCAGCUCAAGCAUUAUUAAACUCAGUAACUGUAAA
Cyprinus carpio (common carp) is the source of this 2739-nucleotide messenger RNA. Its product is annotated as epithelial mitogen homolog (mouse). Gene Ontology annotation, biological process: positive regulation of mitotic nuclear division; positive regulation of cell population proliferation; epidermal growth factor receptor signaling pathway. The record is from RefSeq and is a predicted model, not a curated record. NCBI's taxonomy places the organism in Eukaryota, Metazoa, Chordata, Actinopteri, Cypriniformes, Cyprinidae.